AGGGCUCUGAUCUGGGGGGCAGGGGACUGGCUGGCUCAGGGUGUGUGUGUGAUGCGGUGCCUCCCCUCCGGGGUGCCACCUGAGGUACUGGGGUAUCACUGAGCCCCCCUGUUCCAUCAGCCUGGGCUCCCUCACCCUGUCCUGCUGCGCCAGGCCCUCCAGCCUCCUCCAGCGCACACCCAGGUAGGGACACACCCAGCUGCAGAGAGACACAGACACUGAGAUCAGCUCUGCGUGGGGAGACUCAGCUCGGGAAUUGCCCAGCUCUCAACUUCACACCCCGUCUGGGGUGUAAACCCGAAAUGACACCGUUUUGCUCUGCACAGGGAACGGUACGGCGUAAGCUCAGGAAAUUCGCCCCCUCCCUCAGUGUGGAGGAAGAUUAUGCAACGGCUUUUUGCCCCCAGUCAUGAAUUCCCCAAACUGGUUUUGGACUCCGCGUUGUUUUUGCUGAUACAGACUAACCCGGCUACCACUCUGAAAACAAAUGUAUUAACUGCACAAGCAGGGGUCGGAGGCUCAGAUGGAGCCAAGGCGCCCGGUGCAGCUGGUGCGUCUGGACGAGGAAGGGGGCCUGACCCUGGACGAGGAGGCCCUGAGCCGCUGCCUGGAGCAGGGUGGGGUGGGGGACGCCCCCGUCUGCCUGGUGUCCAUCAUCGGGGAGCAGCGCCUGGGCAGAUCCUUCCUGCUGAACUACCUGCUGCGCCGGCUCCGGAGCCUGGACGCGAGCGACGGGUCAUGGAUGGGCCGGGAGGAGGAGCCCCUGGAGGGGUUCGAGUGGCGAGUCGGCACCCAGAGAGUCACCAAAGGGGUGUGGGCCUGGAGCCAGCCCUUCUGGGUCCCGGCCGAGGGGGGGAAGGUGGCCGUGCUGCUGGUCGACACCGAGGGCUCCAUGGACAUUGAACGGAACAAGGAGACGAGCAUCAAACUCUCUGCCAUGUCCAUGCUGCUCAGCUCCUACCAGAUACUGAACAUUGGCCAUCGGGUGAAGGACCCGGAUCUCGAGUACCUGGAGAUGUUUCUGCAGGUGGCUGAAGUGGUGGGAGAGGCCUAUGGACUGGAGCCCGUUCAGAUGCUGGCGGCGACGUCCCCUUGCAAACACCCCAAGGCCCUGGAAGUGCUGAGCAGAAGCAGCAGCCGCUGUUACCUGAUGCCCUUCCCCGGCAAGCGGAUCUCAACUGGCAGCGAGGGAUCCCUGAGAGACAUGGAUGAGGAUUUCCGGGACAGCCUGAGGGACUAUGUCACCGCCCUGGUGGGCUUGGCCGGUCAACACGUCCGGAGGGACCGGCAUGGGGAGCUGCUCACCGGGACACAGCUCGCUGCCAAGAUAAAGAAUUUAUCUGAUAUGAUGAAGAAACAUCGCUCGGGCUUCUCCUAUCCCUGUCAGAUGGCCAUCGCCUUCCACAACCAGAGAGUCAUGGACAGCGCAAGCAAAGACCAUGCUGUGUUUCUGAAAGAGAAGGACGGUCUGUCCCGGCACAUGGACGACUGUCUGAAGGUGACGCCGAACGCAAUGGCUCAGCAGUUGGCGGAGCAGCGCACGUCACUGCUGGGGCGGUGCCGGGAGGAGAUGAAGGAGCCGGAGGAAACCCUGCUGACGGCGCUGGAGGAGGAGCUGACUCAGGAGGCGGAGACUUUCCUGGAGACCUAUGGGAGGUGCUAUCAGCAUCAUGCCAACCAGAGAGCCAAGCACAGAGCCCGCCAAGACCACGCUGACUUUCUGAAGGAGAAGGACGUCCUGUCCCGGCACAUGGACGACUGUCUGAAGGUGACGCCGAACGCAAUGGCUCAGCAGUUGGUGGAGCAGCGCAGGUCACUGCUGGGGCGGUGCCGGGAGGAGAUGAAGGAGCCGGAGGAAACCCUGCUGACGGCACUGGAGGAGGAGCUGACUCAGGAUGCGGAGACUUUCCUGGAGACCUACAGAGAGCGCUAUCAGCGUCACACCAACCAGAGAGCCAUGGACAGAGCCCGCCAAGACCACACUGCCUUUCUGGAGAAGUCGAACGUGUUUACCUCCUCUGAGGAGUUUGUGGCGCAGCGCACGAAGUUGCUGGAACGGUGCCGAAUAGAAAUGCUGCCGAAGACAGAGUCCGCGCCGAAUGCAGAGCUGAUGAAGGACAAAGAGGCCCUGCUGAAGAAGCUGGAGGCAGAGCUGAAGCAGAAGGCUGAGCGGAUGCUCAAGGCGGCUAAUGAGAAGCUCAAGAAUAUGGCGCUGGGAGCUGGGGUCGCCGCACCUGCUGGUGCUGAGGUCGUCACAGCUGUUGGUGUUGGGCUCAUCACAGCUGCUCGUGCUGUGCUUGCAGCCACGGCUGGCACUUCCAUUUAGGCGACCUAGGCAGUCACCUAGGGCGCCAGGAUUUGGGAGGGCGGCAGGUGGCUCUGGUGAACCUCCCGCAGGCGUGCCUGCGGAGGGUCCGCUGGCCCCGCGGCUCAGGUGGAGCAUCCGCAGGCACGCCAGCGGCAGGUCCACCAGAGCCACGGGACCGGCGAGCGCCAGAGAGCCCCCCAACGGUGUGCCGCUGUGCUUGGGGCGGCGAAAUGACUAGAACCGGUCCUGCGCCUAAGGCGCCAAAAGCCCUGGUGCCGCUCCUGCUUGUAGCAGCUUCUCGUGCUGGGGUCGUCGCACCUGCUGCUUCUGGGCUUGUUGCACCUGCUGGUGCCGGGGUCAUCACAGCUGCUUGUGCUGGUGAUAGGCAAAAUAUAUCCCACCUAUUCAGCUUGGGUUUUUGCAUGCUUGUAGCCUUCGCCCUCUGUCUCACUAGGCCCAAAGGCCUUUAGUCAAGACAACUGUCAUAUAAAGAGCAAAGGUUUGGACUUCUGCAAAACAUGUUUAUCUGUAUAAAAGGGCACCCGGGGAAAACAAGGAACCAGAAAAGGGGAACUAAGAAGGGUUGAGGUGCCCAGUUAAGAUGUACAAAGUUUAACGCUUCUUGCAAAACGUAACCGCAAAGUAGGGGUCUUGAGACAGGCAGACGACCAACGAAAUCGGCCAAAAAACAAUAACAGGAAAAACCAAAUAUGGAAAAGUACUGAAGUAGCUUGCUUAAUUUGCCAUUAAUAAUCCCAAAUAAGGGAAUUUAGUAAGUGAUGCUUUGUGGUUUUAGCCUUUAUAAGCGUGACAAAAACCUAUUGAUACAGAGCAGCUACCCCUUGCGUGGGGCCACGUUGACUCUCCCUGCAUGCAUGCUUGUACACCAAUAAAGUGCCUCAGGCUGUCUGAUUCAAAA
Molecule: messenger RNA, 3227 nt
Organism: Mauremys mutica (yellowpond turtle)
Lineage: Eukaryota; Metazoa; Chordata; Testudines; Geoemydidae
Product: RING finger protein 112-like
Exons: 13
Coding region: 524-2326 (600 amino acids)
Biological process (GO): protein homooligomerization; endoplasmic reticulum organization
Molecular function (GO): GTPase activity; GTP binding
Source: RefSeq, a predicted model, not a curated record